CCCUCCCAGACGGAGUCUACCUCCUUAGGUUGCAGAGCCCCGUUUCCCGCGAAGCGAAGAGUCCGCAGCGUUAGCAAGGGAGCCGAGGAGCCGCCAGCGCCAUGCCGAUGAUUCUGGGCUACUGGGACAUUAGAGGGCUUGCCCAUAGCAUUCGAUUGAUGCUUGAAUACACAGGAACACCUUAUGAAGAUAAGUUUUACAGCUGUGGAGAAGCUCCAGAUUAUGAUAAAAGUCAAUGGAUCAAUGAAAAAGAAAAAUUGGGGCUGGACUUUCCAAUGUAAGUAACUGUAUGCAUAAUGGUCGGGAAGAAUAUCUUCUCAAUAUGCUGUUUUCUAUGGUAUUCACAUAUGAGGACUUGGAUACAGAGGAUAGCUGAAGGACAAUUAGAUAGAGAGCGAUCAUGUGAAAGCCUAACAUGGCAAAGAUUUGUUCUUAAGCAGUUCAUUCUGUCUACUUUCCAGCUUCCAUACUUAAUUGAUGGCAAGACCAAAUUGACACAGAGUAAUGCUAUUCUCAGGUACAUCGCACGCAAGCACCAUCUUUGCGGCAAAACUGAGGAAGAACUUACCAGAGUGGACAUGCUGGAGAAUCAAGUGAUGGAUUUCCGUAUGGGCUUGGUGAUGAUUUGCUACAAUCCUGACUUUGAGAAACUCAAACCUGGAUAUUUGGAGCAGUUACCAGGGAAACUGAAACUUUUCUCCCAGUUUUUGGGAGAUAGAAAGUGGUUUGCCGGGGAUAAGAUCACAUUUGUAGACUUUCUCAUGUAUGAUGUACUUGAUCAAAACCGCAUGCUUGAACCCAAGUGCCUUGAUCAAUUCAAGAAUCUUCAAGAUUUUCUGACCCGUUUUGAGGCCCUGGAGAAAAUUGCUGCUUACAUGAGUUCCAGCCGCUUUAUGAAAACUCCAAUUAACAAUAAGAUGGCCAAAUGGGGUAACAAGAAAGCAUAAAGAAAAAAAAAUGUUUGUUGCUGGAUGAGAUAUUUCCCCCUUUUUCUCCAUUCUUGUCUUAGAUGGAGUUGAUAAGAAAAAGAAUGGUGUUUCUGUAGAAUUGUGAUGUUUAGGUAUUUGGAAGGCAGCAGUGCUCAAUAAAGUAUCUUGGAAUUA
Messenger RNA from Pantherophis guttatus, 1103 nucleotides. NCBI's taxonomy places the organism in Eukaryota, Metazoa, Chordata, Lepidosauria, Squamata, Colubridae. The record is from RefSeq and is a predicted model, not a curated record.